CUCUCUUAUUGGUCGGGACUUUAGCCCUCUGUGACGCCGCACUUCCGCCCGAUAGGGGAUCCAGCGGGCUCGGAGCUCCGGUGACCUGCGCCGCGCCAUGGCAUCCCAGGGUCGUCGGCGGAGGCCAGGGACCGUGGUUCCUGGGGAGGCGGCUGAGACGGACUCGGAGCUCUCUGCGUCCUCGUCGGAGGAGGAGUUGUACCUGGGCCCCUCCGGCCCGUCGCGCGGCCGACCCACGGGGCUGAAGGUAGCCGGGGAGGCUGCAGAGACCGACUCGGACCCGGAGCCGGAGCCUACUGCCGCGCCGAGGGACCUGCCUCCGCUUGUGGUGCAGCGGGACUCGGCAGGGGAGGCCUGGGCCGCCGAGGAAGCCCCGGCCCCCGCCCCCGCGCGCUCGCUGCUACAGCAGCGGCUGGCCGAGAGCCAAGCGCGGCUGGACCACGAUGUGGCCGCUGCUGUGAGCGGCGUGUACCGCCGUGCGGGCAGGGACGUGGCCGCCUUGGCUGGGAGACUGGCAGCCGCUCAGGCGACAGGGUUGGCGGCAGCCCACAGCGUGCGUCUGGCGCGCGGAGACCUCUGCGCCCUAGCUGAGCGUUUGGACAUCGUGGCUAGCUGCUGUCUGCUGCCGGACAUCCGCGGUGUGCCGGGAAGCGAGCCCGAGCAAGACCCGGGACCUCGGGCCUGAGACUCGACUUCCCCACCUGACUGCCUCUUGGGGGUAGGCUUGGCAGCUUUUGUGACAUGGCUGUGUCCCAGUACCCUUUGUCUUCCUUUCCGCAUCCUAGUGUUACCUAGGGCUAAACCUACCCUCGCUGGAUAACGCCCUGGUUUUGCCUCAUGGCCCUGACCCUGGCCUCUGGUAAAUAGCUGCUCUGUGGUGGUCUAUUUCCACCCUGUCUCCUGGCUCCUCCUCCUCCUCGGGCUUGGCCCCACCCCUUCAGCCCGAUCUCCAGAGUCCAGCAAGAGUCCAGCCAUACCCUUAGGAUAGGUUUUGUUUCCUGUUGUUUUUCCUGUUCUGCUUACAUUACUUACCUGGUCCUGGAGUUCAUGUACUGACUAGUUUCCUUCCUCAGGCCCAAAAUGAUGCCCCCUCCUGACCCAAAGGGAUCCUCCUGUACCAGAUCCCCUGGCACGUGGCAUCUCCUCCAGACCCAGGUACUCUAGGCCAAGGUGGUGCCCCCUCCUAACUGUCUAGACCUGAAGUGACACCCUUCAGGCACUUGGGCCCAGUUCAGCCCACUGUGGUGCUUUUGGUGCAGCAGGGUCCCACUUUUCGCAGGUGUGCUCUCUGUUGGUCCCUGGGUGCUGAAAGGCUGUGGAUUUCUGGCCCAGCUCCUGGGCUGGGGUAGCAGCCUCUGUGUGCACAGUCUGCUUCCUCUUUCAGGCCUGCCUUUGUCCUCAGCACAGUCACAUUUACACCCUUCCCCGCAGCAGUACUCCAAGAUCUGAGCCCCAGGAUGGAAAGGUGAGGAAGAGCUCUCUGUGGUGGACUCAUUAAAAUCCAAAACAUUUCCCAACUUGCUCAGUUUCUCUUCCCCACACCCCCAGUACGGGCUGGGUGAGUUGGUGAUUUCUCUGAGUUGAGGACCCCUCUCUAGCCUAUUGAAGGUGAAACUGUAAUUGGAUUUUUCCCUGAUUUUGCAUUUAUUUGUAUUUAAUUAAUUCAACAUACACUUUGGGGUUCCUGUGCUGGGGGUUGCAACAAGCAGUCCCUGACAAUAUGGGAGACUUACAAUAUUCUAUAA
Molecule: messenger RNA, 1745 nt
Organism: Urocitellus parryii (Arctic ground squirrel)
Lineage: Eukaryota; Metazoa; Chordata; Mammalia; Rodentia; Sciuridae
Gene: Bloc1s3
Product: biogenesis of lysosomal organelles complex 1 subunit 3
Cellular component (GO): BLOC-1 complex
Source: RefSeq, a predicted model, not a curated record